Molecule: messenger RNA, 685 nt
Organism: Mauremys mutica (yellowpond turtle)
Lineage: Eukaryota; Metazoa; Chordata; Testudines; Geoemydidae
Gene: DYNLL1
Product: dynein light chain LC8-type 1
Exons: 3
Coding region: 162-431 (89 amino acids)
Biological process (GO): microtubule-based process; cilium assembly
Cellular component (GO): cytoplasmic dynein complex
Molecular function (GO): dynein light intermediate chain binding; dynein intermediate chain binding
Source: RefSeq, a predicted model, not a curated record
GUCUCAGGCGGAGGGGCGUGGCUAGAAGCAUUAGGCUACGGGGGUGGCGCCGCGCGCUUUCAGUCACAUCGGAGAGCUGGCUGAGCGAGCGCUGGUUGAGAAGCUGCCUGCCCGCCCCAUCCCUUCCCUCCGCGCUCGGAGCCGCCCAGCACACGGUAACCAUGUGUGAUCGAAAGGCUGUGAUCAAGAAUGCGGAUAUGUCUGAAGAGAUGCAGCAAGAUUCAGUGGAGUGUGCCACUCAGGCCCUGGAGAAAUACAACAUUGAGAAGGAUAUUGCAGCUCAUAUAAAGAAGGAGUUUGACAAGAAGUACAACCCCACUUGGCACUGCAUUGUGGGAAGGAACUUUGGCAGCUAUGUGACUCAUGAGACUAAGCACUUCAUCUAUUUCUACCUUGGCCAAGUUGCUAUUCUCCUCUUCAAAUCUGGUUAGAGCACAGACUGUGCUAUCCAAACUUGCAUCCGGUUCCAGGACUGCACACUAACUCCAAAUAGAGACUGAAAUCUUAAGCCUUCCCUGGGGAACACACUUUGCUCUUCAAGCCUUUUGUUGUGGUGGUAAUGGACAGGGACUCCUCUGUACCAGUUUGUUUUCAUUGUUGCUAUAAAAAAUAGCAAAAAAGUUUGUCUUGUAUUUAUUUUCUUUCCAAAAACCUGCUUCCCUUUUUAAUAAAACUGUUGGAUAUA